AUGCGGUUGGAGUAUCUGCCGCCGCAAGCACACUUGCGUAUAGCCAGCAGCCUGGAGACGGCAAAAGACUUGAAUGCACUAUCACGGACAAAUCGCUACUUUCACAAAGUCACCGGCAGACUGUUGUAUAGCAGAGACAUUACCAAAAAUGAAGCAUGGUGCAUUGUAUGGGCCGUGUCGAUAUCCAGAGUAGCCACCAUUUCAAGAAUUCUCACCUAUCGAAUUGACUUGGACUUUCAGUAUCUGGCCCUGGUAGCCAUCCGAGAAAAGCGACCAGAUGUGCUAGAAUGGUUCUUUCAAAAGGGAUAUCUAUCAUCCGACCAGAUCAACGCUAUUUGCAAAUCCGGAAGAACACUGCUUUUUGAGGCUGUCAUGUCCAAAAGCAUAUCCUGCGCUACUGUUCUACUAAACCGCAGAGCAGACAUUCAAACGCCCGGGAUAGACCAAGAUGAAGCAGAGACCGAACUAGACGGCUUCUACGACGAACCAGAAGAGCAUUUUAUGCCACUGUCGGAAGCCACGGCAAAGGGACAUCUUCAAAUGGUUGAACUGCUGAUUCAAUACAAAGCAGACAUUGAUCUUUCCCAAGAUGGGCCACCAGUGACUAUAGCCGCAACAAAAGGGCAUAUUGCGUGCCUGGAACUGAUGCUCGAUAACGGUGCUGAGGUAGAUAUUGUCGACGACCAAGGAAAGACGCCGCUUCAGCAUGCCAUGGAAAGGGGCCGAUAUAGAGAAGCCGAGCUGCUAAUCUCACACGGAGCCGAUGUACAAGUCUCGGUGCACGACAAAACACCCUUAGAAAUAUUCGCCGGGUUAAAGGAUUGGAGAAUGAUCAAGGUUCUUCUUUAUCGUGGUCUAGACGUCAACACGUUUUCGCACCGUGGCGUCACAUUUCUACACCAUUUCAUACAAGACGACAACAGUGAAGUUCUCGAGGCCAUUCUUGAGUUUAAACCGCGCCUUGCAAGAACAGGCACGGGCGAACUCACCCUCCUCCACAAAGCAGCCGAACUCAACAUGGUCAAGUGCACCAAGGCGCUACUCAACUACUACGAUACUGAUGCGCGAGAUAUCUAUGGCAUGACGCCGCUACUGGUGGCCGUACAGGCAGAAAGCUACGAGACAAUCCGACUGCUGUUGGAGACAGGCGCCGAUGCUGAGGCUCGCAACAAGGCUGGCCGGUCUUGUAUAGACAUCGCCAUGGACCAGCGCAACGGGCGUGUUGCCGAGAUUCUCGCCCAGUCUGGUAUCCGUAUGCCAAAGAAGAUGCAUAGCAAUCCGCCAACGCCUGUUCGUGGAGGAACAAAGUAUCUGCAAACACCUGGCCGCCCUAUCGCACGAGAUUGGUCCAUGUCGCCAAUUACUGAUCUUUCGUGCCAGCAAUGUCCUGAGGAUGGCAAGUCUAGGAGCGCAAAGAAGCGCAAGAGAGAGGAAUAG
Molecule: messenger RNA, 1437 nt
Organism: [Torrubiella] hemipterigena
Lineage: Eukaryota; Fungi; Ascomycota; Sordariomycetes; Hypocreales; Clavicipitaceae
Source: the annotation of a GenBank genome assembly